UCCCGAAUGAUGGCUUGUACUUAUCUUUUUCGAUAAUAAAAUAAAUAUAUGUAUACAUAUUCGAGUGAAAAAUAAUAAGAAAGAGAAUCACAUAACAAUUAGCAGUUUAACAAUGUCAACAUCACAAAGUCCAGCUGUAUUCAAUGGAGAAGUUGACAAUUUUUAUGAUCAAAAUUAUGAAAUGAGUAAUAAAAUGAGAUUACCAAAAACAUUGAGGGUUGGUGAUGAAUUUAAAGAUGAUUCUACUGCAAAUGACUCUUGGACGCAACCAAGACCUAAUCAAGUUUUUGAUAUGCAUAUGCCUGAUAGAAUUCUUGUUGUUGGACAUGAUCAACAUGUUGGAUUAAAAGCUCCACCUAUUGAAAUGACACUGGAAAAUUCAGUUAUCCCACCGGAACACACAAUGACCAGAGUCCAGACUCCGCCAAGAAUUUUAACGCUAGGUGAUCAUUUUUUUCCAACAUUUGAUGAUGAAAAUGACGAUUAUCCAAAUACAAUAGCUGUAAAUUCAACACCUCCAGUUACAAAUGGACCUUUUGUUAGUGACACACAAAUAGUUAGACGUAAUGUAAGAGAACAAACGCCAGUUUGGAAUAGUACUCUUGAUGUUUCGCUGCCGCAAUCGGAUGAAAUUCAACAUUUACGACGUCAGCUGGGGAAGCUCAAUCGUCGAGUGAUGGCUGUAGAAUCUGUUCUGUACCAACGUCAACAACGUGAUAAAUAUAUUUAUGCUGUCACUGUUGCCUAUUUUAUAUUCAAAGCAUUUAAUUGGAUCACUAGAAAUUAAACUUUCAAUCAAUAUAAUUUUUUUUUGAUUUUUAUUAAUAUCAGAAGCGUAAGAUAAUUGCAAGAGUAUAAAAAAAAUUGUUUUUUUUUUUGUUUAUUCAAUUGAGAAUUAAUUUACCAACUCGUAGAAUGAUUUUUUAUUAGAUUUUUUUUUUACUUUUUGAUUGUGUGUUGAAUUAUGAAUAAAUAAAAAUGCGUAGAAUUUAUCAAUACUGGAAAAUUAGAAUCUUGUAUUGAGUUGAUGAAAUUAAGUAAAUUUUGAUUUUUUUUUGUUUUAAAAAAUAAAACAGCUCGUAAAUUGUCUUGAAGCUAAUUUUACAUAGAGCUUGUACAUAUUACGUUUAUAAUUGUAGUUAAUGGUAAAAAGAAAACAAUAGGUUUAAAAUGUUGGAUAUCAUUUUUAAAAAAAAUAGCCAUAAUUAUUUCAACAAUAUAACACUAUGCAAUUAUCCAAUUAAAAAUUUAAUUAAUUGUUGUGAAUUUAAUAAAUUAUGAUAAUUCUAAUAUUGAUUUUAUUGAAAUAAAAAU
Molecule: messenger RNA, 1314 nt
Organism: Cotesia glomerata
Lineage: Eukaryota; Metazoa; Arthropoda; Insecta; Hymenoptera; Braconidae
Gene: Tango11
Product: transport and Golgi organization protein 11
Exons: 5
Coding region: 113-787 (224 amino acids)
Source: RefSeq, a predicted model, not a curated record